UGGCUGGCUUCCUUGUAACACUGGCGGGCCGGAACUUUAGUGGAUAGGAACCGGUGUUCUCUGUUCCGUGUUGUCGGCCGGCGUCGAGUCAUCAGGAUGCGGUUCGCUUCCUCUCGCCGUCGCCCCCGCGGAGCAAAGCCGAGCUAAUCUGCCUGGAGAGCGCGGCUGCCAGACGGGUCGGGUCUAUGGUGGCUCCGCGGGCCCCUUUGCCGGCUGGUGCUCGUUUUUCAGGGCAAGCUGUGUCCCAUGGCCGGAAACUUUUGGCAGAGCUCCCACUAUUUGCAGUGGAUUUUGGAUAAACAAGAUCUGUUAAAAGAGCGCCAAAAGGACUUAAAGUUUCUCUCAGAAGAAGAGUAUUGGAAAUUGCAAAUAUUUUUUACAAACGUUAUCCAGGCAUUGGGUGAACACCUUAAAUUAAGACAACAAGUUAUUGCUACAGCUACUGUCUAUUUCAAGAGAUUCUAUGCCAGGUAUUCCCUGAAAAGUAUAGAUCCUGUAUUAAUGGCUCCUACAUGUGUGUUUUUGGCAUCCAAAGUAGAGGAAUUUGGAGUAGUCUCAAAUACAAGAUUAAUCACUGCUGCUACUUCUGUAUUAAAAACUAGAUUUUCAUAUGCCUUCCCAAAGGAAUUUCCUUAUAGAAUGAAUCAUAUACUAGAAUGUGAAUUCUACCUUUUAGAACUAAUGGAUUGUUGCUUGAUAGUGUAUCAUCCUUAUAGACCUUUGCUCCAGUAUGUGCAGGACAUGGGCCAAGAAGACAUGUUGCUUCCCCUUGCAUGGAGGAUAGUGAAUGAUACCUACAGGACGGAUCUCUGCCUACUAUAUCCUCCUUUCAUGAUAGCUUUAGCUUGCCUGCAUGUGGCUUGUGUUGUACAGCAGAAGGAUGCCAGACAGUGGUUUGCCGAGCUUUCUGUGGAUAUGGAGAAGAUUUUGGAAAUAAUCAGGGUUAUAUUAAAACUAUAUGAGCAGUGGAAGAAUUUUGAUGAGAGAAAAGAGAUGGCAACUAUUCUUAGUAAAAUGCCAAAACCAAAACCACCUCCAAACAGAAGCUCCCUGAGUGACUCUCCACUAGUGGCAGGGCCGGAAGCUGCAAGAUGAUGGUGGACAAGAUAAGGCAAUGCUCCUAUUGCCACAGUUACUGUGAAGGAGAGCAGGGUCCAAAUGGAAAUCAGAACUCUAGCUACAGCCAAUCUUAAAACAUUGUGAAGAAUUCCAUAGUGGAGCACUUGGAAAUAAGCCCUGGACAGAUUUCAGUAAUGUCUGCAGUGGAACACACAUGAAAGUGAAUAGCUUGUUUCCAUCAAGCAUAUUGGGAAAUGAUUGCAUUAAGACAGGAAACAUGAAACAUAAUUUGUUUAUAAAUUUGCUUUCUCUUUGGACAUUAAGGGACCAUAAAAAUGCACAAAAAGUCAUCAUAUGAUUGUGCCUCCCCCUGAUGUAAAUUAAACUUUAAAAGUGUAUUUAAGGAAUUACUCUUACAAAAUUCUGGAUUUUUUACAAAGUGUUAUCUUAUUCAAUAAUUUUGGUAUAUCAUCACAGAAGAUACUAGCCCAGCCUACCAGAAAAGUGCAAUAUGUAUAGCAUACUUGACAUUUUAAAGGUUGUAAUAACUCAGUAAUCAUGUUAAAAGGCUGGGAAACCUUUUUUAAAACUUCAUCCAUGAACUGGGGUGUGGUGGGUCACAUCUAUAAUUCCAGCACUUGAGAGGCUGAGGUAGGAGGAUCACUGAGUUCAAGGCCAGCCUCUGCAUGGGGUGGAGUGAGAACCUACCUCAAUAAAUAAGUGAAUGAAUAAAGCUCAACAGGUAAAUUAUUUGCAGUUAAUUUACAUGUAAUUGGUAUUUGAGAUUUUUAUUUGACUAAAUAAUGUUGAAGUUCAAUAAAAAUUUAAUGUUUUUAAUCUGUGAGAAAGUUUCAUGAGACAUCUACACCCUAAUUUAAUUUUGUGUCCUAGUGUGAACUUAAAAUACACAAGUGUCUUGAGCAGGAAUACAAUCAGUUUUGAGGCCAGGUUGAUGCUGGCCAUCCUAACUCCAUGAGUGUAGAGUGAGUGAAUGUAUAUCACAGGAUGCGCUGUCUGUGGACCUUCCUUUAUUGUUCUUCACGCUGAAGGACAGUGAGAAAUACAAUUGGAGUUGUGGGGUAUUAAUGUAUAGUUUAAGGAUUCAGGUUUUUUUUUUAUACAUCAUGAAAAAUGAAUUACUUAGUGUUGGCUUCCUAGUUAAAGUUGCAGUAAUAAAAUUUUCCAGCUUUAUGACUAGUGUCUUGAAAUCAUACUUUUGAAUUUGACUUUUUUGUCUUUCUUUAGAUAAGUGUUAAGUUAAAGCAUCCUAUAUUUUGUGAAGAGGUAACCUCAUAAGUUUUAUUAACAAACGUUAAAGGAAGUCUUACUUCCUUAUGAAGAAUAUCAUAUGAGCUAGAAAAGAGACAUUGUAUGGAAUCAGUACCAGUCCACUGUGUCUCCUAAGGUUAUGAGGGCAAGAAAGAAAGCACUCUCCUCAGAUCAAAGGAAUUAGUCCUGAGUUUUGUUUGGAUAUGCAGAAUGAUUAUCACAAUCAUUAGCUAUAAUUUUUAUUUUUAGGUUUUUACGUAAAGUUAAAUGCAUUGUGCCUCAGUUUUGUUUGCAACCUCUUAUUAUGGAAAAUUUAAAUUAUAUGAGUAGAUAAAGCAGUGUAAUGACCCUCCAGCAACAGUUAUCCAUUCCAUAGCUACUUUUAUUUUACUUGAACUCCCACACCACUUUCUACAACUUGCAUAUUACUUUGAAGCAAAUCCCAGGCAUACCAUUUCAUCCAUGAAUAUUUCAGUAUGUACUCUAAAAGAUAAUGGCUCCUUUAAAAAAUUACAAAAGUAUUAUGCUUAAAAGUUAACAAAAUAAUUUCUUAAUUAUCAAAUAGUUCAGAUUUUUUCAGUUCCCUGAUAAUGUUAAAACUUAAUUCUAGUAAAAUUUAAGUAUGGACAACAUGUUGCAAUUCAUUGAUAAACCUUUGUAUUUUUAAAUUCAAGGAUUCUUCUUCAUCUCAUUUUUAAAAUUCCCUUUUCAUUUGCUGUCCACUGGGAGUUUGCCACAACCUGAGUUUUGCUGGUGGCAUCCUUGGCAUGCCAUUGAGCAUGUUCCUUUCUCCUUCAUGUUUCUGUAAGUUGGUAAUUUAUCAUCAAGGCUGAUCAUAUUCUUUCUUUCUUAGGAGUACUCUACUAUAUAAGGUUGUAGUCUUUCCUACUAGAGGCAUAUAGUGGCUGUUGGUCUCUUCCUGUGAUUUAUCAACCAUUGGUGAUAAAUACUGUUUUUAGAUGUCAAUUACUAUUGAAGGCUACACUGUCCAGUAAUAUGGCCACUAGCCACUUGUUGGGUAUUGAACACUUACGAUGUGGCUCACCUAAAUAGAGAUGUGCUGUAAAUGUGAAAAUACACAUUGGAUUUCAAGUAUUUAACAUAGAACAAGAAAUGUUAAAAACUCAAUUUGUUUAUAAUGAUUACAUGUUUUAAAUGACAAUAUUUUGGGAUACAUAGAAUUUAAUAAAACAUUAUUCAAAAUAA
Jaculus jaculus (lesser Egyptian jerboa) is the source of this 3534-nucleotide messenger RNA. RefSeq names its product cyclin C (gene Ccnc). The transcript has 13 exons. Lineage: Eukaryota; Metazoa; Chordata; Mammalia; Rodentia; Dipodidae. Gene Ontology annotation, cellular component: mediator complex; nucleus. Gene Ontology annotation, molecular function: cyclin-dependent protein serine/threonine kinase regulator activity. The coding region runs from base 247 to 1095 and encodes 282 amino acids. The record is from RefSeq and is a predicted model, not a curated record. Gene Ontology annotation, biological process: positive regulation of transcription by RNA polymerase II.